Williopsis jadinii is the source of this 1422-nucleotide messenger RNA. RefSeq names its product SCF ubiquitin ligase complex subunit GRR1 (gene GRR1). Gene Ontology annotation, biological process: SCF-dependent proteasomal ubiquitin-dependent protein catabolic process. Gene Ontology annotation, cellular component: SCF ubiquitin ligase complex. The annotation marks the transcript as partial. NCBI's taxonomy places the organism in Eukaryota, Fungi, Ascomycota, Saccharomycetes, Phaffomycetales, Wickerhamomycetaceae. Gene Ontology annotation, molecular function: protein binding. The transcript has a single exon. The record is from RefSeq and is a predicted model, not a curated record.
CCUAUAAGGAAGAUCCCAACAGAGGUGCUGUUGUUGAUAUUCUCUCAGAUCAGCCAUAAAUCCGAGCUAGUGCCUUUGCUCAGGGUCUGUAAGAGAUGGAGCAAUCUCAUCGUGGAGCUGCUAUGGUUCAGACCUUCGCUGAUGACGUCUCGAGCAAUGUCCGGGUUACAACAGGUUAUGUCGAUGAACCCCAAUGAGACGUACUGGAACUAUAGGCCAUUCAUACGUCGUCUAAACCUGUCCUUCAUCUACGAGCGUGUCGACAGCGACUUCUUGAACUUGUUUGAAGGCUGCUAUAACUUGGAGAGACUCACGUUGGUGAACUGCUCAAGGCUCUCGAGUGAGUCGAUCUGUAAUGUGUUGCAAAACUGCUCAAAGCUACAAUCCAUAGAUAUGACUGGUGUUAAAAGCAUCGACGACGAUAUAUUUGAAGCAUUGGGGCAAAACUGUCCAAGGCUACAAGGUCUAUAUGCCCCAGGCUGCAAAUCUGUCACUCGAAGAGGCAUAAGCGCAAUCUACAACAGCUGCCCAAUGCUCAAGAGGAUGAAAUUAUCCGAUAACCUGAGCCUAACAGAUGAGGACCUUUGGUGUUUUGUCAACAAUUGUAAGUCGUUGAUCGAGGUUGACGUUCACAAUUGCGUAAACUUGACAAAUGACUCGUUGAUCACGCUAUUUGUCGGAUUGGAACAGCUCAGGGAGUUUAGAAUCUCUCAGAACAUGAACGUGACUGAUCAGCUCUUUAGAUCAAUCCCAGAGGAUGCCCAGUUCGAUAGGCUCAGAAUCAUCGACUUCACGGGCUGUACACAGAUCACAGAUCAGAGUGUCGAGAGAAUCGUCCAAGCAGCUCCACGGUUACGGAACGUUGUUCUAUCGAAGUGCACCAUGGUCACGGACUCCUCGUUGAGAUCACUGGCAAGGCUAGGUAAGAACUUACACUAUGUUCAUUUGGGCCAUUGCACGCAUAUAACAGACUUGGGAAUCAUCAUUUUGGCGAGAAGUUGUCACCGUUUGCAAUACAUCGACUUGGCUUGUUGUCAACAACUCACCAACAACUCGUUGAUAGAAUUGGCGCAUUUGGCCAGAUUAAGGAGAAUUGGAUUGGUCAAGUGCCUGAACAUCACGGAUUUGGGCAUUCAUAACUUUGUCAUCAGAAGAGGCCAUGACGAUACUCUUGAAAGGGUCCAUCUCUCUUAUUGUACGAAUCUAGGACUGUCGCCGAUAUUGGAUCUACUUCGUGCAUGUCCAAGGCUAACACAUUUGUCGUUGACAGGUAUACGGGCAUUCCUGAGACCUGAUAUCCUCUGCUAUUGUCGUGAACCUCCAAGUGAUUUCAACGAACAUCAGAGGGCACUGUUCUGCGUGUUUUCCGGUCAGGGUGUUCGUAAAUUGAGAGAAUUCCUCAUCAACUUGUACGAAACAAGA